UUUGCCCGAUUACGCCAUUUCAAUACCAGUCCCAAUACCAAAAUCCAAAAACCAGUGGGCAAAGGAAAAUAAUUCUCAGCUCAGGAAGACCAACAAGGGCAACAAGUGCUCGAACGGAACCCACGAGAAUAAGAAGUGCGCAUCGAAGAAAAAAAAAAAAUAACCCACAAGUGCGAUAAGAUAGAAAUUUUGUGUAUUUUGUAAUCCAACAUUUAAUACGAAUCAAUAAAAAAAAUAAAUCGUGACAGUGUCAGAAUCAUUAAAUAGUUUUUUCUUCAUUCUCAAGAUUUACGCAGUUUUAUGAUAAACUCCCCCAGCAAGAUGACAGACCUCAACGAUGCCAUGUCCUCGCCAUAUUUCCGAGUUAAGCUAAUUGCUCUGGUGCACUUUGUAUUCCUAUCAAAUGCCAUGCUCGGAACCUGGAGCCACAGUGGCUUCCUGUUCUACAACAUCCUCUUUAUGGUAUCACUAUUUUGGACUCUACACUGCAAGGAAUCCAAAGAGGCCAUCGAAACGGCUCUCGUGAUAGACGCUUGUAGCAUUAUCCUUGAUUUAAUAAGCCUCGUAGUUUUUUUCCAUUAUAUGAAUGGCUGGGCAGUUGUUUUCACCAUCAUAAAUAUGAUCAUUCGACCAUUGACUGUGAUGCUCUUGUAUCGUGAAUACACAAAUCGCGGAGGUGCUGCAAUUCCAACUUCGUCGGUUUUUCCCACAAGCCAGCAGAGAAGCUACCAAGAUAUUGAUCGGACGACUCAACCAGUUCCUUCGAACAAUACACAGCCAGGGCAAAAUGUAGCUGUUAUUUUCUAAACAAAACAAAACAACCGUUUUUAUUUUAUUUUGUUUCUAGCUAACUAGUCGUUACUUAAUCUCUUUUGUUUUUCUAUUUUCUAUUAACAUUAAAACUAUUAUUAUUUUAUAUUUAUAUAUUACCUUAAAAAAAAAAAACAACAACAAGAAAAAAGAGCAAAACGUUAUUUGUUAACGAGUGAUUUUUUGUAAGCUAAUAUUUUUUAAAUUAAUACAUAAAUAUAUAUAAAAAAAAAACUUAGCAUUGGGAUGGGUAGCCAAAAAAUAAUGUUUAAAUAUAUUGUUCGGCUGUUAGUUGAAAAUCUCGAAAAUAAAGUCUAAACUUAUCUUAGUAAAAAAAAAACA
Messenger RNA from Eupeodes corollae, 1152 nucleotides. RefSeq names its product type-1 angiotensin II receptor-associated protein. The record is from RefSeq and is a predicted model, not a curated record. The transcript is spliced from 4 exons. Gene Ontology annotation, cellular component: plasma membrane. NCBI's taxonomy places the organism in Eukaryota, Metazoa, Arthropoda, Insecta, Diptera, Syrphidae. Bases 301 to 807 code for a protein of 168 amino acids. Gene Ontology annotation, biological process: angiotensin-activated signaling pathway.